Trifolium pratense (red clover) is the source of this 2674-nucleotide messenger RNA. Its product is annotated as G-type lectin S-receptor-like serine/threonine-protein kinase At4g27290. NCBI's taxonomy places the organism in Eukaryota, Viridiplantae, Streptophyta, Magnoliopsida, Fabales, Fabaceae. The record is from RefSeq and is a predicted model, not a curated record. Gene Ontology annotation, molecular function: protein serine/threonine kinase activity; ATP binding. The transcript has 7 exons. The coding region runs from base 118 to 2541 and encodes 807 amino acids. Gene Ontology annotation, biological process: protein phosphorylation; recognition of pollen.
AUUGAUAAUGCAAUGUCCCCGUCAACUGAGGUAAAUUGACGGAACAACCGAUAAACUACUCUAAUAUAUAUGUUAUGUUGCAGUUGUAACUUGCAUUGUAUCACAAAAAACUAAAAAAUGACCAUUCUUCAUGCAACGCUUGUUAUCACUAAGCUACUAUUAGUAUUCUUCUCCAAAUUUUCAUCUGCAGGUGAUACUAUUACCAAAUCAGAUUCAUUUUUAGAUGGCAGCACCUUGAUUUCUAAAGAUGGAACCUUUGAGUUGGGUUUCUUUAAUCCAGGUAAUUCCCCGAACCGCUAUGUUGGAAUUUGGUACAAAAACAUCCCAGUUAAAACAGUUGUUUGGGUUGCCAAUCGUGAUAACCCAAUCAAAGACAACUCGAGCUCGAGCAAGUUGAAAAUAAACAGCGAAGGAAAUCUUGUUCUUCUCAACAAUAAUCAGUCUAUUCUAUGGUCAACAAAUGCAACAAAGACGGCUUCAAGUCCAAUUGUUCAUCUCUUGAACAACGGAAAUUUAGUACUUAGAGAUGACAAUGAAAACGAAGAAGACAGUUUCUUGUGGCAGAGUUUUGACUAUCCAGGUAAUACAUUAUUACCGGGAAUGAAGAUUGGAUGGGACAAGAAAACCGGCCUUAAUAGGCGUGUCACUGCGUGGAAUAAUUGGGACGAUCCAUCGUCAGGCUACUUUAGUUAUUCAACGAAACUUACCAGUAAUCCUGAAGUAGUAAUUUGGAAAGGCUCAGAUGAGUUCUAUAGAACAGGACCGAUGAUUGGUGCUUUGUCGGGUGGAGUAUUUGGUUUGAAGCCUAACCCAAUUUAUAAUCACUACUUUGUAUACAAUUCAGAGGAAGUGUAUUACAUGUAUACACUCAAGGACAAUUCUGUGAUUUCCAUAGUUGUUUUAAACCAAACUCUUUUAGUUCGUCAACGCCUUAUAUGGAUUCCUGAAUCGAAAACUUGGCAUGAUUACUUAAACCUACCACAAGACAAUUGUGAUGCUUAUAAUGUUUGCGGUACAAAUGCAAAAUGUAACAUUGACGGAUCACCAUUUUGUCAGUGUUUAGACGGGUUUAAGCCAAAAUCACCACAACAAUGGAUCACGACGGAUUGGACACAAGGAUGUGUGCGCAGUGGGAAUUGGACAUGUGGAGUCAAGAGUAGAGACGGUUUUCGUAGAAUUGCUGGAGUGAAGUUGCCAGAUACUACAAAUUCUUGGAUUAAUGUAAAUAUGACAAUUGAUGAUUGCAAGGUUAAAUGUUUGCAAAAUUGUUCUUGUACAGCUUACUCAAGCUUAUUCCCAAAUGAAGAAAGAAAGGGUUGUUCCAUAUGGUUUAAUGAUCUUAAAGAUUUGAGACUUUCACAACCUGGGAGAGACUUAUAUGUUCGAAUUGAUGCAUCGGAUAUAGGUGAUAAACAUAGGCAUACCAAGCUAAUUAUCUUGUCAGCUUCAAUCAUCAUGUUUGCAGUCAUUGUGAUGCUAUUUACAUUCUACAUUUAUAAAACAAAGAUAAAGUAUAAAGGUGAACAUGACGAUUUGGAGCUUCCUUUCUUUAAUAUUACUACAAUAUCUGAUGCCACGAAUAACUUCUCGAUUCGCAACAAACUCGGUGAAGGUGGUUUUGGACCGGUAUAUAAGGGUAUGCUGCGAGAUGGCCAAGAAAUUGCGGUCAAAAGGCUUUCGGGUAGUUCCCUGCAAGGAUUGAAAGAAUUUAAGAAUGAAGUGAUAUUAUGUGCUAAGCUUCAACAUCGAAAUCUUGUUAAAGUUAUUGGUUGUUGUAUUGAAAAAGAUGAAAAAAUGCUGGUCUAUGAAUACAUGUCAAACACAGGCCUAGAUUCAUUUCUUUUUGAUCCAAUUCAAAGUAAAUUGUUAAAUUGGUCUACGCGUUUUGACAUUUUGUAUGGAAUUGCUCGAGGUCUUCUUUAUCUACAUCAAGAUUCAAGGUUAAGAAUCAUACACAGAGAUUUGAAGGCAAGCAACAUUUUAUUAGACAGUGGUAUGAAUCCUAAAAUUUCAGAUUUUGGUCUUGCUAGAAUGUGUGGAGGUGACCAAAUUGAAGGGCAAACAAGUAGAAUAGUUGGCACAUAUGGUUACAUGGCACCUGAAUAUGCCAUUGACGGACUAUUCUCUAUUAAAUCAGAUGUAUUUAGCUUCGGUGUAUUAUUGCUAGAACUUAUAAGUGGAAAGAGAAAUCGAACACUUCCCUACAAUCGAUACGAUCACAAUCUUAUUGGGCAUGCAUGGAGAUUAUGGAAAGAGGGAAUUGCACACACAUUGAUUGAUGAUAAUUUAAAAGACACAUGUAUUCUUAAUGAAGCUUUACGGUGCAUUCAAAUAGGACUUUUAUGUCUACAACAACAUCCCGACGAUAGGCCAAACAUGACAUCUGUUGUUGUGAUGUUGAGCAGUAAUAAUGUUUUACCUCAACCACAUGAACCAGGUUUCUUAAUUAAAAAAAUAUCAAUCAAAGGAGAAGCUUCUUCCGAAAGACAAUCAUCGUCUUCAAUAAAUAAUAUAACUAUCUCAAUAUUAGAUGCAAGAUAGAAAAGAGUAUGGUUAAAUGUAGUUUUGAGUUCUGUAUUUUAAAAUUUAAUAGUUUUUGUAUUCAAAUAUUUGGUUUAAAACAUUGUGAUAUAUAACACGUUUUAAAUGAAGUUUUUAAAGAUUUUUGUUACCA